Molecule: messenger RNA, 1296 nt
Organism: Vicia villosa (hairy vetch)
Lineage: Eukaryota; Viridiplantae; Streptophyta; Magnoliopsida; Fabales; Fabaceae
Product: protein RESTRICTED TEV MOVEMENT 3-like
Exons: 4
Coding region: 322-1296 (324 amino acids)
Molecular function (GO): protein binding
Source: RefSeq, a predicted model, not a curated record
UUUAUGUAUUCUUAGAUCUAAAGUUAACCUAGCAUAGUCUAACAGAUGCACAAACAGGAAAAGAUUCAUUUCCAAUAAUACUCUAAUAAUAGUAAUAUGUACUACUAGAUUGAAGAGAUUCACCAACUUUCUUAUGAUCCCGAAAAACAAAACCAAAAAAUGAAAUGCAUUUAAAAUAAAAGCGCCAAUAACAAAACGGUAUCAGUAUAUCUCCCACUCAUACUCCCUGUUUUGUAACUUGUGCCUUCGUCGGGAAAUUAAGUCGCUCUUAGCAGUAAUUUAAUGGAGUAACAGUGUAAUGUUACGGCUUCUGUGGCUUUUAUGCUACUCAAAACAAAAUCUUUACUGUUUCUCUCACUCUAUAUAUUUGCCGAGCAAGAUUUUAGAGAUAUGGAACAUGAACAAUCUGCUGAUGAGAUGUUUGAGAAAUUUACUUGGAAGAUUGAAAACUUUUCUCGUUUGAACACGGAUGAGGUUUACUCUGAGCCUUUUGUCUUAUGUGGUUAUCCAUGGAGGAUUAGUCUGUUUCCAAAAGGGAACCUAGUAGGGAACUCCUUAUCAAUUUUUUUGGAGGUUAUUGAAACUGCCAAUAUGUCUGAAGGAUGGAACAGAUAUGUGAAUUUUAAACUUGCAGUAUUCAAUCAGCUCAAUACCGACAUGACAAUCUGUCGUGGAUCUGUCAUCAGAAAAUUCAAUGCAAGUCACAAGUUCCGGGGCUACUCUUCUUUCAUUCCUUUAGAUGAGCUUCAUGAUCCUGUGAAGGGGUUUAUUGUGAAUGAUACGUGUAUUGUUGGUGUAAAAAUUUGUGUUUGCAAGUCAAGCCAGGAGAAGCGAAUAAGUCAAACUGCAUCCCUUAUAUUUGAAUGCAAAAAUGUAGAAAACCUUUCACCAGUUUCUAUAGAACCUACUGAACAAGAUGAUGAAGAGUUGGUGUCUGAUGCGUUGGGAAAAGUUUUGUAUUUCCUUAAGACUAAGAAAGUGAAAGAUAUGAAUGAAGAAGCUUGUAAGAAACUUCACGGUUUGUGGGAUGUAAUUGAGAAAUUUAAAUUUGAUGUUACUUGGUUAGAGCAUUCUUUUCAAUCUGCCAUGGGAAUGAAAAGUUUGGUGGAAAAAGCUACGCAAGUAGAAAAACUGAAGGAUUCUAUGUUAGCCCUAGAGCUUGAAACAGAGAGGAUAAAGACAAAGUUGGCUGCUGCUGAAAUAAAUCUGGAUGUAGAAAAAGACUUGUUGAAAGCAAAAGGUUUCAACGAUAUUGAUUUAGAUUCUAAGUUGCAAUGUGAGAGUUGGAGAGCAUAG